Molecule: messenger RNA, 1982 nt
Organism: Thunnus maccoyii (southern bluefin tuna)
Lineage: Eukaryota; Metazoa; Chordata; Actinopteri; Scombriformes; Scombridae
Gene: ift57
Product: intraflagellar transport 57 homolog (Chlamydomonas)
Exons: 12
Coding region: 488-1735 (415 amino acids)
Biological process (GO): intraciliary transport; non-motile cilium assembly
Cellular component (GO): cilium; Golgi apparatus; intraciliary transport particle B
Source: RefSeq, a predicted model, not a curated record
UCCCCUUGUUGUAUUUAUUUAUCAUUUGUUGUUUUUGUUUUUAUUUCAAACUGAGAUGUCAACACGUUUAACUUCUGCAACAGUGUUGGGAAGAACUUUAACAACUAAACGGUGGAGCGUUUAUUUUUACACUGUCCUAGAUAUCAACAAGAGACACGGAUAUUUAAAAUUACUCUCCAAAGGAGUCACAUGAUAUUAGAGAAAUAUUGCAGAGGAGUUCAGGUGAUGUAGGAUAAAGAGCUAUUUUCAGAUUUUUAGAAAACACAGGACUUAAUGGUAGAAUUCAAUGUAAUAGUAUAGUAAGUUCUGAUCAACACGCCAAUCCAGAGGGUGGCGGUAAUGUGCUAAAAGCUGUUUACCAACCACCAAUAAAUAAUAAAAGAAGAAGAAACAGGAAGUCAGUGGUUAGCUUGAGGCUAGAUGAGAGUUUAGCCAACAACACAGCUAGUCACUUUACAGGAUUUAAUGAUCCGGUAGAUCACACAUCAUGGCGGAUGAUGGUAGACGAGGGGAAGAAGAGGAUCGCGGCCCCGGAGCGGCUCACCAGGUGUUUGUAGUGAUGGAGUGUCUGCUGGAAAAGUUGAAGGUGUUGAAUUAUGAGGAGGAUGUUUUAGCCAAACACAACAUGAAGAACCUGUCCAGACAUUACUUUGUCUCCAGUCCGUAUCUGGCGUCCAACCCGGGUGAGCAGUUCUACAUGUUCACCAUCAUCGCUGCGUGGCUCAUCAACGCGGCGGGGAGGCCGUUCACCGAGCCGCAGGAGUACGACGAACCCAACGCCACCGUGUCCAACAUCCUGGCUGAGCUCAGAGCUUUCGGUGUUAAGGUGGACUUCCCGCCCUCCAAACUGAAAUCGGGUUCAGGCGAGUUCGUCUGCUUCGUGUUGGACCGACUGGCCGAGGAGGCUCUGAAGAGGAGGGGGUUCUCCUUCAGGAGGCCAACCUACCCAACAGAAACCACAGAAGAAGAGUCUGUGAUAGAGGACGACGCAGAGCUCACACUCAGCAAAGUAGAGGAGGAGAUGAUCGAGGAGCCUGAUGAUGAGGAGGAGAACGUGAUGGACCUGGAAGCCCUGAAGUUACGGACCACUCACACUGAAACAGAACCUUCCUCCAAACCGGACGAGAUUCUGGAGUCGACGGUCGACGCAGCGGAGUGGAACCUGGAGGUGGAGAGAGUCCUGCCGCAGCUCAAAGUCACCAUCAGGACAGACAACAAGGACUGGAGGGUCCACGUGGACCAGAUGCAUCAACACAGAGACGGGAUCAAGUCUUCACUCAAAGAUGCCAAGAGCUACCUGGACAAACUGCAGGAGGACAUCGGAAAGACUCUGGAGAAGGUGAGCAGCAGAGAGAAAUACAUCAACAACCAGCUGGAGCAUCUGAUCCAGGAGUACCGCAGCGCUCAGGCCAAACUCAGCGAGGCUAAGGAGCGCUACCAGCAGGCCAGCGGAGGUGUGACUGAGAGGACCAGAGUCCUGGCAGAGAUCAGUGAGGAGCUGGAGAAGGUGAAGCAGGAGAUGGAGGAGAAAGGCAGCAGCAUGUCUGACGGAGCUCCGGUGGUGAAGAUCAAGCAGAGUUUGACCAAACUGAAGCAGGAGAUCGUUCAGAUGGACGUCAGGAUCGGCGUCGUCGAGCACACGCUGCUGCAGGCCAAGCUCAAGGAGAAGUCCAACAUGACGCGAGACAUGCACGCAACCAACAUCCCCGAGCCCGCCGCCGGGUCCUUCUCUUAGGUUGAGACCACUGAGCCAAAACAACACCAACACGACUGAACUGACAGCUGACGUGUUGAUGACGUUGCAUCCUUCAAAACUCUCCUGGAAUUUAAUUUAAAAACACAAAUCAUCUCCAAGAAAUGCAGCUUUCUUCAGUCUUCAGAAUUUUUGUGCAUAUAAUUCAUAAAACAUAUUAACACUUUCAUUUGGCUCCUUGUCCAGAAUGUAACUUAUUUAUUUUUCGGCUUAUUUUUUAUAUGUAUAU